UCUCCCCCCACGCACGUUCUCUAUGGGGUUACAUCAGCCUCCCCGUGCUCUCUGUGGGGUCACACCUCCCACUCCCAUGUUUGCUCCCAUCCUCCCAUAUCCCAGCAGGGCUGGUCCCUUCUCUUCCCCCCAGAACGGUACCAGGUGCCGGGCAGCCCCCAGCCCCGGGGGAGGAGCAGCCCCUUGUGCCCCCCCUUCCAACGUUGCUUUCUGCCCCAUAGGGAAGUACAUCGCCUCUACGCAGCGCCCUGACGGCACCUGGCGGAAGCAGCGGCGUGUGAAGGAGGGCUACGUGCCACAGGAGGAGGUGCCGGUGUAUGAGAACAAAUACGUGAAGUUCUUCAAAAGCAAGCCUGAGCUGCCCCCGGGGCUGAGCCUGGAGCCCAACACCCAGCCCAGCAAGCAGCCCAGCAAAGCGGAGGGUGGGGAGAGUGGACUGUCCAAAACAGCAAAAAGGAACUUGAAACGCAAGGAGAAGAGGAAGCAGCAGCAGGAGAAAGGCGAGAGGGAAACAGACGAACUGAUCCAAUCGCUGGAGAAGGUCUCCUUGUCGGGGGGCAGCGGCGGGGACACGAGAGCGGCCGCACCGCAGCCGGCCUGCAGCGCCCAGAGCUCUGCUGACGGGGAAGCUGCAGCCUCAGAGAGAAGCAAGAAGAUCAAGAACCUGAGGAAGAAGCUGCGGCAGGUGGAGGAGCUGCAGCAGCGGCUCGACUCUGGGGAGAUAAAGCAGCCGACCAAGGAGCAGCUGGAGAAGCUGGGCCGGAGGAAAGCCCUGGAGGAGGAGCUGCAGGACCUGGAGCUGGACUUGUGAGGGGCGGGCCGUUGUGGGGCGUGGUGGGGCUGGCGUCCCAGCGCAGGCUGUCUGGACUGAGCGCCGGCCCCUCUUUCCCGAGGUUUUGUUUUGGGUGGGUGCCGUCGUUUUUCUUUUUCCACAACAGUUCUUUUGUUUGUUUGUUUGUUUGUUUGUUUUCCCAGCUAUCAGUGUUAGAAAGUCGGCAACUCUCAGAUA
Molecule: messenger RNA, 1009 nt
Organism: Meleagris gallopavo (turkey)
Lineage: Eukaryota; Metazoa; Chordata; Aves; Galliformes; Phasianidae
Source: RefSeq, a predicted model, not a curated record